This is a messenger RNA of Salvia miltiorrhiza (redroot sage), 2510 nucleotides long. RefSeq lists its product as uncharacterized. The record is from RefSeq and is a predicted model, not a curated record. NCBI's taxonomy places the organism in Eukaryota, Viridiplantae, Streptophyta, Magnoliopsida, Lamiales, Lamiaceae. Gene Ontology annotation, molecular function: protein binding. The transcript has 2 exons. The coding region runs from base 123 to 2201 and encodes 692 amino acids.
AAGGAAAAACAGCUGGAGUAAGGAAGAAAUAUAAAAAGAGGCGAAAGUGGACGCAAAACCUUCCCCAAAAUAAUUAAUAAUCGCCUCGACUCGACCUUUUCUCUAACUCUCUCUCUCCUUGAAUGGAGGCCCCACCACCACUCCUCUCCGCCGCUCCUCCCGCCCCCGCCGCCGCCUCCACGGUGGCCGUUUACGCGGAUUCUGUCGACUCAUCGCCCCGCUCCCGCCACACCGAUUCCUGGGACACCGAGCCGCCGCCGCCGCAACCGCCGCAGAAGCUCCGCCUCAUGUGCAGCUAUGGCGGCCACAUAGUCCCCCGCCCCCACGACAAGUCCCUGUGCUACAUCGGCGGCGACACCCGCAUCAUCGUCAUCGACCGCCACACCUCCCUCUCCGACCUCCGCCACCGCCUCUCCAAAACCCUCCUCAACAACCAAUUGUUCUCGCUCAAAUACCAGCUCCCAAGCGAGGAUUUGGAUUCCUUAAUCUCGGUCACCACCGAUGAGGAUCUUGAGAACAUGGUGGAGGAGUACGACCGCCUCAAUAAUCCCGGCGGGAUGAAGCCCGGUCGCCUCCGCCUCUUCCUCUUCCCCCAAUCGUCCGCGAAUAUCGAACAGCUCCUCGUCGAGACGGCGUCGACUAAAUCGGACGACUGGUUCUUCAACGCUCUCAACGGCAAGGCCAGCACGCUGUCGGCGGCGGCGAGUGAUCGUGGUUUCUCGGAGUCUUCUUCGGUUAAUUGUCUCCUCGGAUUGGACGAUGAAUCGGUGGGGAAGGCGACGGCCGCCGGAAAAGAUGCGGAGGGUCAAAUUGAGGGGCCGAAAGUUGGGGGAAAUGGAAACAGUGGGACGAAUCAGGAUGUGCACUCCGUGCCCGAUUCUCCAAUGCUGGAAACGACGUCGUCGUUUGGGUCCACUUCGAGCUCCCCAUCGGUGGCCAAUUUGCCGCCGAUUAGGGUUCAUCUUGACGAGAAUCCGAAGAUGGGAGCGUUGGGAAUUGAGGAUCAGUUUCAGCAGAUGACUGUGGGGGUGGCGGCUAAUGUUAAUUUUGCGGUCACUCCAAAGACGGAGGAGGGAGGGGGUUUCAUGGCGGCCGGCGUCGCCGCCGGUGCGGUGGUUGCUGGGGUGCCGAUGGUGGUUGGUGGCGAUCCCCCCAAUCGGGUAAUUUCAGACGAUGAGAGAUCAGAUCCUGGUGGCUACAGGAGGGUACAACAAAUCCAGCCGCAGGUACAAGCACAAAUGCAGCUCCAGCAGCAGCAGCAGCAGCAGAUUUCUCAGGCUCAGUUUCAGCAGAAACAAAGUGGUGGCUUUGAAUUGGCUUCUCCAGAUUCCGUUUCGAGUGAAGGAAGUAUAAAAAAUCCAUUAUCUAGGCAGAGACAACCUGUGUAUCAAGAACAAAUCAUACAAAUUCAAUCUGGAAACAAUAUGGUUGCUGCUAAUCCGGCUGAUCUGAAAUCUGGUGAUCAAAAUGCUAAUAAGAUUCAGAUGCAGCAACAAGUUCAAGAGUCUGGUUAUGUUAUAUCGAACCAAUAUGAUCAGAAUCACCCUCAAAUGCAUCAUCCCCAACAAUUUGUUCAUUCUGGUAACCAGUAUAUACCCGCUGGAGCAAUGCCCUAUGCAUCAUAUUACUCCGUUUAUCCUUCCCAGCAGCAGCAACACCAUCAACACCAGCCCGUGCUCGACCAGCAGCAGUUCUACUUCGUCCCUGCUAGACAGCCCCAAGCUUAUAACAUGCCUGUACAGCAACAAGGUUAUAGCGAAAUGGCGCCAAAUGCCCCUUCCAGUCGCCCUCAGGCGUCUCCUGCUGCUGCAGUCGCCCCUCAUGUAGCUUACAGCCAGCAAGUAAAUGCGCCUUCCUCCAAACCCGAGAUGGCUGCAGGAGUGUACAGAACGGCAGCUGGAGCAGCUCAGCAUAUGGUGCAAGUCCCAUCUAGCCAGCAACAUCAACCUCAAUAUGUGGGGUUCACUCAGAUUCAUCAUCCCUCUCAAAUGAUGGCUCCUUCUUCAGCAUCCAAUGCUGCUUAUACGUAUGAAUUUACUGAUCCGGCACAGACUCAAAUGUAUUAUACUCAGGCUAUGCCACCACAGUUCUCUGCUCAGUACCAGACCAUGACAUCAGCCCCUCAAGGCAUUUCACCUGAUGCUUCGUCUCAGGCUUCCUCGGAGAACAUGAAGCAGCAAGUUAGGACUAUGCAGCAAUGACGAAAGGUAUGUUUGGGCUACUGAUGAAAAAUUUUGCAGCAGUGGGUUUGAGUUGUCUUUGGAGUUUAUAUUACAGUGUCAAGUCUUACUAUUCUUAUUAUUGGUUUGUGGUAUGUAAGUUCAUUAGGUAAUAAGGACCUCGAAUUUUUCUUCUUCUAUUUAUAUUGUGUCUGCCAUUGCUGUUAUGGGUGGUGUCUUAUAUCAUACUGUAAAAGUCGAACAUCAAAAGUUACGUGAUCAACCUAUAUAGCACUUGUUGAAUAAAUAUCAGAAAACGUAUAUGAAACUUUGGACCAAUUCAUAAAUUUA